Messenger RNA from Epinephelus lanceolatus (giant grouper), 2554 nucleotides. It is a transcript of the gene sfrp2, whose product is annotated as secreted frizzled-related protein 2. Lineage: Eukaryota; Metazoa; Chordata; Actinopteri; Perciformes; Serranidae. Gene Ontology annotation, biological process: canonical Wnt signaling pathway; non-canonical Wnt signaling pathway. The record is from RefSeq and is a predicted model, not a curated record. Gene Ontology annotation, molecular function: Wnt-protein binding.
UGUUACAGUAGGAGCUGGUCACUGACAGAGGCUCCAUGCACGCCGGCUGAUGCACAACAGCCCCUGAAUAAGCGUUUAUACUCUGCAGGUUUUUACGCACAGAAAAAAUGAGGGCCUUUAUUGCGGCAGUGACAGUGUUGUGGGUGAUGAUGAUACCCUGCAUGGAAGCUAUCCACGGAUUGUACAAUUUCGGCCAGCAUGAUUUAUUCUACAAAAAGAAUAACUGCAAGCCAAUUCCUGCAAACCUGCUCCUGUGCCACGAUAUAGAGUACACAGAUAUGCGCCUCCCGAACCUGCUCGGACACGAAACCAUGAAUGAAGUUCUGCAGCAAGCUUCGUCUUGGAUCCCGCUGGUUCAGAAGCAGUGUCACCCCGACACGAGAAAGUUCCUCUGCUCCCUUUUUGCGCCCGUCUGCCUGGACGAUUUGGACGAGCCCAUACAGCCGUGCAGGUCUCUGUGCGAGAGCGUCAAGAACGGCUGCGCGCCCGUCAUGUCCGCGUUUGGCUUCCCCUGGCCAAAGAUGCUGGACUGUGACCGCUUUCCACUCGACAAUGACUUGUGCAUACCACCUGCAGGCAUCGAGAACUUUGUGCCCGUCACCAAAGAAGUGCCCAGAGUGUGUGAUGCUUGCAAGGAAACGGAUGAAAAUGACAACGAAAUUGUUGACAACCUGUGUAAGAAUGACUUUGCUCUGAAAAUCAAAGUCAAGGAGAUCUCCUACAUCAACGGUGACACCAAGAUAGUGCCGGAGAACAAGAGCAAGACCAUUUACAAGCUGAACGGCGUGACGGAGCGCGACCUGAGGAAGACGGUGCUGUGGCUGAAGGACGGCCUGCAGUGCAUCUGCGAGGAGAUGAACGACAUCCACGCCGCCUACCUGGUCAUAGGCCAGAAGAUGGACGGCCAUCUGGUUAUCACCUCACUGAAGCGCUGGCAGAAGGGACAGAGAGAGUUUAAGAGGAUUUCCCGCAGCAUCCGCAAGCUGCAGUGCUAGGAAGGAAAAAAAACAAAUAACUGCAUGUGUCACUGUUGAAGAAAAAGUUUAGUUGAGCUCUGUCUGAUUAUCUGAUUAUCUCUUUCCAGUUGUCACACAAGGUUUAUAGAUUCCUCUCUAGACUAUAGCGAAGAUGUUUCUCUGGCCUCAGAGAACACACCACUUCCUCUCUUUUCCAUUGGUUCAUUGUUAGAAAAAAAGCCCAAAUUUAAAAAAAAAAAAAAAAAUAGGCAAUCUAUAGCAUAUCUGCUGGCUAAAAUCUCUACAAUUAUAAUUCUUAUGGAUUUUCAUUUUCUGAAAGGUGAUUUGCCCCAAAACACUGAAGUUACAUUCAUCAGUGAGGCCACCAUUUUUUUUUUGAAAGCACAUCUUUAAGUGGCUAAAUCACAUGUUGGCCAUGUUCUCUGAGCUGGGCACACAUUUAUACCUGGUACAGACACAGAAGUAAGCAAAUACAGCGGAAAAAAAAGUCCCUUAAAUUGUAGUGAUUUUGUGAAGAAGUAUAUGUUUUUCAUCCAUUGACGCCCAUUCAUUUUACACUUAGUGAGUAUUUGGCACCCUCUUGUGGUCAGUGUUGAAGUGGUGUGUUUUUUCCUUUGCUGUCACCUCAUUAAUUGCACUCAGCUGGUGUCCAAGGUGUAAAGGAAUCACUAAUCACACAGUUAGAGUGAAAACUAGCAGCUUUCAAUCCAGGAUUAACAAUGAUUGAGUAAACAAAUUACUGGCACAUGUGGCUUCCUGUUAAAUCCUUCAACGGGGGUGAGUUUAAGACAUUUUCCUUUUCUCUUCUGGUAGUAGCUGGAAUCUGUUUCUGCUGUUGUCACGGGGCAUUCCUCACUCAAAUCAUCAGCAGUUGUUUGUUUAGGACUAUUAAAAACUCCUAAAGAGGAACAAGUGACGUCACAAGGGUCAAAGGCCUUCACUGCUUAGCUGAUCAAAGUCAAUAAGGUAAAUAAAAAGAGAUGUUUGGGGGAAGUUCAAGUCUUCCUAAAAGAGGUAUCUGCAUCCCAUAAUAACAACUCUUUUCUGUCAUAGUUCCACAGAAACAGUUACUGAUUGAUGCACACUGAGUGAAGCUGUGAUUCCCAUGUGUGUAGUGUGAUGUUCAAAGACAAAAUAAUGUUUUGUAUUCCUACCGUUUUCUCAAGCAAAAACGAGAGAUAGCUGGCUAUAUUCUCUUCCUGUUCAACAUUUUAAUACUCUUAGUAACCUUUUUGUACUUGAACCACUGCAUACUUUUCUACCCCACUAUGGUUAAACUAAUAUUUUUCUACUCCCAGACUUUCAUAUUUCAUAUAAACUUUAAUGUUUUGAGUUUGCAUCUUCAUCCUGUUGUUUGAUGAGUGGCACACGUUGGAUUUUUAGGUUUUAUUAGAGGAUGAAUAUCUGAGUUUUUUGGUUGGUAGUGUUGAUUUGUUAGGCGCAAAUAAUCCAGUGGUCUGUGUGUGAAUGUGUGCGCAAUGUAUAAAGUAUUUUUUUGAAAGUAUUACUGUGUAAAUAUCAAAUACUGCCUUUUAUGCUUGUGUAAAGUUUUCAGCGAUUAAAAGCUGCUGACGACA